This is a messenger RNA of Prorocentrum cordatum, 327 nucleotides long. NCBI's taxonomy places the organism in Eukaryota, Dinophyceae, Prorocentrales, Prorocentraceae. The record is from the annotation of a GenBank genome assembly.
GCCAGCGACGCCGACACCAGCAUUGCGGGCACCGUAUUGUCGGCAGCCGAGGCGUGCCCUACAAGAUCAGCGCCUUGUGGAGAUCUCGCAGCCAGCAGCGAUUGCCGUUGCAGUGCCGCUGGCUCAGGAGACGAGCUCGCGAGCGGGGGCAGCACGCACUGCGGCCUGGACCGGGGCUCCCUCGCGUGCGACGGGUCCGACCUGGGCUCCGACUGCGGGUCCGCCGAGGAGUCCGCCUGCAGCGACUCCGAGUGCGGCUUCGGCGACCGGGUCCAGGAGUGGGAUUCGGACUUCAUGACUGACAAUGCCUCAAGCGAUGAUGAGUAG